AAAAAGAAAGCCGCAGUCAUAUUUUACCGCCUAAAAAGCAAAUAAAAUAAUGAAAAACAUAGCAUCUCCCUAAAAACUAGAUUCCAACAUUUUUGCGACACUAGGAUAAAAGUGUGGAAUCAUUUGAGAAAAGCUCAAUGGAAUAUCAUAGCAAUAAUUAAAAUAAAGCGCUCUCAAAAUGGUUUCAAAACUCAAGAUCCAAUCAUCAAGCUAUGGGGCAGAGGGAGAAUCAUAUGCCACCCUUUGUGGACCACACCUUUGGUCCUUCACAGUUGAGCCAUCAUUUCUGCCGCACCCUCCCAUCCCAUCCCAUCAAAAGCGCAGGCACACGCCACCCCACGCCACCCCAGCAGCAUCAAGCCCCAUCUCGGCCGUCCGUUCCGACACGCACAGAAGGACAGAGUGAGAGGGAGGCGGCCGCAACCGCAAUGGCGACGCUGCCGCAGCGGUUCAAGCUGCUGGCGACGCGGUGCGCGGCGGGGGCGCCGAGCCCGUCGCGCAGCCCGGCGCCGGGCUACGCGGGGGCUGCCAGCCCUGGGUACCGCCUGCGCCGCCGAGGGGUCCUGGGCGGCGCCGGGGCCACCACCGCCAGCGCCAGGCGCCGCGGCCGCCUGCGCCGCUUCCUGUGCCGCCGCGGCGACGGGGCCGGGGCCGGGGCAUAGACGCUGGCGGCCGCGCGGCAGGAGGACGACAGGAAGCCGCUCUUCAGUGGUCGACACGGCCGCACGCUGCGGGAUCUGUUCGUCGCGUCCCCGGAGGCCGGACGCCGCAAAGCUGGGUGCAGCUGCGACUGCGGCGGCGACGACGACGAGGAUGACGGAGAAGACGACGGGAGGCCGGACGGUGCCAGCUCGGAUCCUGACGGCGGCGGCGCGUGGCGAGGGGGCCGGAGGUUCGGCUCCGGCGGGCUGCGGAGCCUGCUGAUGCGACGGAGCUGGCGGCCCGUGCUGGUGGCCAUCCCGGAGGGAGACGGCGGCAGCAAGAUCGAGCUCGGCGCCAUCGAGGAAUAAAUGGGAAGAAGAGUGGAAACGGCAGGGGGGAAUUGGAUUCUUGCGCCGUCUUCUUUCCGUCGUAUCGUACAGUAGCUCUGUUCUUCUUCUUCUUCCUCCGUUUUCCUCUUUGUUGUUUGUUGGCUUCGCCUCUAGUUCCUGUAGAUGACUGCGGUCUGCGGGCAUGCCCCUGUGAAUACGAUGCAAUGAAACACCAGGUUAAUUACUUGCAGGUUGCAAGAAAUAA
Molecule: messenger RNA, 1236 nt
Organism: Sorghum bicolor (sorghum)
Lineage: Eukaryota; Viridiplantae; Streptophyta; Magnoliopsida; Poales; Poaceae
Exons: 1
Coding region: 213-662 (149 amino acids)
Source: RefSeq, a predicted model, not a curated record